AUGGUGGCUUCUCCCCUGGCCCGACCAUUUCCCACGUGUUUUAUACCCGUUUGGGCGUAUUACAGCGCCAUUAUUAAUCGUAUUAAUUCAUACAGGACCUACAUAAUCGUGGCACCUCGUCUGGCCAGACCAUCCACUGUAUACCGGCUGGUGGUGGGCAUCCUCUCAGGGGAUGCUGCUGUAGAUGUCACCGCUCACUUGAUCUCACCAGAUGCCAGUUUGGACCCUGCACGUGCCACCAUCACCCCGGGGGAGAUAGAUGACCUUCUCAUCCAGGUGCCUCAUUCCAGUGGAAUAAGAACUUACACACUACUGGUGGAGGGCCACCGAGGUCACAACCUGGUGUUCCGUAACACCACCCUGGUUCAAGCCACACCCACCUUCCUCACCAUCCUCAUACACCUCUCCAGAGUUUGUUUCACCGGUGACCAGGAGGUGGGAAUACGGAUCAUUCUGCUGACGACAGAUCUCAAGCCUUAUGACGAACCCAUAGAUGUCUUCAUUCUGGAUCCUCAGGAUAAUGUUGUCAAGCGCUGGGUCUCGCGAGCACCACACGCAGGUGUGGUGACUGUAGCUUACCAGACCCCAGAGUUGCCUGAGGCUGGGUGGUGGUGGGUGAAGGUGAGCGCUGAAGGACAGGUUGAGACAAAAAGGUUCAUGGUUCACAAGAUAUAUGAGCCACUCUUCGAGGUGCAAGUCGAGAUGCCAUACUACGCAAUGGAUGACGAGGAGGAGAUCACAGGCUUAGUGACAGGGAGCUACUCGACAGACAAGCCUAUAUAUGGCAAUGCCACCCUAACACUAUAUGUCAAGCGCCCGUGGACACUGCCGGACACAGAGUUCAAGGAAGUCUCCGACUUAUACUUAGACUAUGUGGAUGGUGAAGCAGAUUUUGCCUUCCCAAUGGAGUCACUGCUGGAACACGUGGAAGAGCUGGAUGGUGCUGAAGUCAUGGUGGAUGUCGAAUUCUAUGAUGUCUUCACCUGGAUCAGGGGGACAGGGCACUCUAGAACACGGAUCAUCAGCAACCACAUUGAGGUGGCAGUGGUAGGCACCUCCCCCUUCAUCUUUCGUCCAGGCAUGCCCUUCAGUGCUGCGGUAUCGGUGAGGCACAGUGACAGAGUACCAGUGGAAGCGUCACGUCUGGCUGGUUCAACUUUGGUCAUCACCUCCACCGUCACCUCCAACACUGGCUCCACCUUCACCCUUCCACAGAUUGUCAUCUCACCUCAGUCGAUGGAUGGGAAGCUACAAGAUGAGACGCUGGAGGUCUUGAGAGAGGCUCAAAAAGCCAGUGAACUGGCUUACCAAGUGGGUCUACAGGACGAGGACGAGACGUGGAUGAACGAAGUGACCCUGGCAGAGAGAGAGUUGCAAGACUUGAUGGACGACUAUACCAGAGAGCAGUACUUUACUGAGUACCGUGAGACUGGCAUCUACAGGUGGGUACUGCUCUUCUUUUUAGUAGAUUUCUACCUGACAGGUUUUGAUUUAGACAUCCCCAAGGAGCGCAAUCUCCAUCUGGAUGUUACCUACAGUGAUGAGGGACACAGUCCUCGCUCGCUAUGCCAUGCUCAUUUCCACCCAGAAAAAAGAUAUAUCCAGGUGACUUCCAGCACAGAUGAGGCCAAGGUGGGCGAGUUUGCGAUCUUCCACAUCCGUAGCAACUUUCCAGUGCAGCAGUUUGUCUACAUGAUCAUUUCCAAAGGAGUGCUGAUAUAUUCAGCAAAGGAGGUGAAUCAUGGUGACGAUGUGGUGACGAUAAACAUUGCAGUAGCAUCCACUAUGGCCCCAAGGUUCACCAUUCUUGUCUAUGUCACCACACAUGCCGGGGAGGUUCUUGCUGAUGCCCUCUCACUACCUGUCAGAAUUUUUGAUAAUAUGGAGGUGCGACUCUCAAUGAACCAGCACAAGGACCAUGCCAAGAAGACAGUAGAAAUAGUGGUGGGAGCUCCUCCAGGAUCUUUUUAUGCGAUUGUCUGUGAACGCAGCAUCAACUACUUCAGGCAACACCCAAACGCUCUCACCCACACUCGUAUCAUUGAUAACCUAGGGAAGAUGGAGCCAUUGCCCAGGACCCUACAUGGGGUGCUGCACCGGUCCCGUGAAGGAGAAUUCAGCGACCGGCUGGUGUCCUUGCCGGCCCACAGCUAUGCCAGCGACGUUCUCGCUACCUUCCAGGAUGCUGCACUCAUACUUCUCACUGAUGCUCCCAUCUCCCUCUCCCCUGGCAGAGAUAAACCUUGUGACAUCAGCCGGGGCUAUUUGGAAUGUGGCGAUGGCACCUGCUUCCUCCACGAUCAUCUGUGUGAUGGCAGGAACCACUGUAGCAAUGCCUUUGAUGAACUGGGAUGUGAGAGGCUAUACAAUGAUUUCCCACUCCAACAUGAUGAACAGACUGAUUCACUGGAGUUAAGCUCGGAUACGCUUUUUCGGCUGUUCCGAACUCACUUUAUUAUGGACAUGUUUGACGUUGAUGACCUGGGUUGGUGUAACGCUGAGCUCUGGAUUGGUCACCGUGGCCAGGAAGAGCUGCAGCGAGAAAUAGCGAAGACUGCAGAUCUGUGGGUGAUAGAGGGGUAUGCCAUUCACCCUGAGCAUGGUUUCUCCUUCACCAAGCAACCCAUAUUUUUUACAGGUGACCCACCUUUCUACAUAUUAGUUGAAGGCCCCUCUGUAUGUCGCAGGGGUGAACAGAUCUCAAUACGAGUGCUUCUCUACAACAUGCUGAGUACGACCAUUCAGGCGGUGCUCCUCCUCCACGACAGUGAUGACUACAUGUUUGUCCACGUUGAGAAAGAUGGUGAUGUACAGCAUUUUCAUCCCAGACUGUCUCGUGGCGAGCACCAACACCUCCUCUUUAUCCCUGGCGAGGGGCUGCAGGAAGUGGUCCUGCCUCUCGCUGUUAUACGUCAGUCAGGAAUGAUGGAAGUGACGGUGGAAGCUGUCUCUCAGUUUCGCAGGGACACCGAGGUCAUGGAAAUAGAGGUUAAGCCUGAGGGUGUGCCAGUGAGGAAGCACACAUCAAUGCUGCUGGACUUGAGAAACCGUGCCCUAGUGUAUGAUUUUCUAGAUGUUGCUGUUGACGAGAGCCCAAUCAUCCCUCUCAGUAUUAUUAGACGGUUCUUAUAUGGCUCCCCAGCUGCCAGGAUCUCUAUAGCAGGUGAUGUGUUUGGACCAACAUUGGAAGGCUCUCUGUGGAGCACUCCCCAGGUAUUUGGUGCAGAAUACUUCAGGGCACUGACGGUGUGGCCCUUUAACUUCGGAGCAAAACUCUGGACCCUUCACUACCUCAGACUCACAAACCAGCUGGUUGUGUCAGAAGCACUGGAGGCUUUCGACUACCUUGCUGUCCAGCUGGCUGGGUUGCUAUGGCGCACUUCCAACGGUGGCUUCAGCAUGUGGCGAUUCACUCCCCCGAGUGUAUGGCUAACAGCAAAGGUUAUCAACAUUCUUCUGGCAGCACAGCACGAAGACUGGGAAAACUUAUUAUACAUAGAUCCAAAACUCAUUCAGAAAGCUGUGAAGUUCCUGCUGAAGUAUCAGAAACCUGAUGGCAGCUUCAGAGAGGAAGGAGAAAUAACCCUGGACAGUAAGAUGAAGAAAACCCAGAAGGCAUCAUCUGUACCUCUGACAGCUCUGGUGACUAUUGUUAUCCACAACAGCCUAAGUUCUCUACAAGGAACAACUCGAACAAAUGCCGUUGAUGCUCGUUCACGAGCCAUAAGCUUUCUUGAGUCUCAUCUAAUGUAUUUAGACGAUUGCUACCACGUUGCAAUAAGCGCUUAUGCCCUCACAUUAAUGGGGAGUCCUAUAGCAGAAACUGCUGCAGUUAUGUUGAACAAGAAGAAGAAGUCUUUAGGUACGUAUGAGAUGCUGUGUAUUACUGGUAAAUGUCGCAUAAAAUUUUAGUAACACAGUUGUAAAUAAUUCAUGGAACUGGUGGGAUUUGAACCCGUGGAAAACCAGUCCUAAAAGUAGCAGGCCAGUGUGCUAACCACUAUACCAUACCAAUCUAUGUGAGUUAUCUAAUUAUAUCUCUUUACUCCUAGAAUGGUUUUUAUGGGCCCCAGUGGGACCCCAGCACAGCUGUUUACAGACAAAUUUCACACCAAAAUAUUGGCAUGAAAAUUUACAUAGUAGUCAAAGUGGAGCCGAUGCUAGCUAUCCUAGGAGUAUAGAAAUACAUGUAUGUCUAGUUGGAUGAAUCACAUAGACUGGUAUGGUGCAGCUAGUUGUAGGACUGACUCCCCGUGAGUUCAAAUUCCACUUGUUUCCCGUGUUAUUAAAUGCCACAUUGCAUUUAGAGGUUAAUUUACUAUCAAC
Molecule: messenger RNA, 4326 nt
Organism: Cherax quadricarinatus
Lineage: Eukaryota; Metazoa; Arthropoda; Malacostraca; Decapoda; Parastacidae
Source: RefSeq, a predicted model, not a curated record